This is a messenger RNA of Cryptomeria japonica (Japanese cedar), 1219 nucleotides long. Its product is annotated as homeobox-leucine zipper protein HOX17. Gene Ontology annotation, molecular function: DNA-binding transcription factor activity, RNA polymerase II-specific; sequence-specific DNA binding. Gene Ontology annotation, biological process: regulation of DNA-templated transcription. The transcript has 4 exons. The coding region runs from base 153 to 998 and encodes 281 amino acids. The record is from RefSeq and is a predicted model, not a curated record. Lineage: Eukaryota; Viridiplantae; Streptophyta; Pinopsida; Cupressales; Cupressaceae.
GUGUGGUCCCCCAUGGAGAUGGAAUUUGGGUCCACAAAGUGUUUCUAGCCCUUCUACAAAUCCCCCCUUCUGUAAUCGGAUCUAUCACUCUGCAAAUCUGUUUUGUGCAAAACUGCAUGCUGUGAAGUUUAGUGUAAGAGAGUUUGAAGGAUAUGGAAGUAAUGGGUGCUUUGAAUCACUCUUGUGAUACAACUCUGGGUCUGGGUAUCAGAAUUGGUGUAAGUGAACAAUCUAAUGGCGGCCCAUCAGCUCCAAUCCAGUUAGAUCUCCUCCCAUUUGGUCCCAUCCCUCGUCUAUCACCUGCUUCAGAGACUUUCCAAUGUGCAAAGAAUUCAUCAGAGCAAGGGUCAAGGCAGAAUAUCAUCGAUAUCAAUAAGUUGCCUCUUCCAAGCUCUUUAAGUUCUACCUCUUCCCAUCAUCAUGAUAUUACUGCGGCUUCCUCUCACAGAGAAGGCACCUAUGGCACACACAUCAAGAGAGAACGUGAUGGGCUUACAGAGGAUUUUGAGGUGGAGAAAGGUAGUUGUAGAAUUAGCGAUGAAGAAACAGAGAGCAGUGGUACAAGGAAGAAGCUCAGGCUCUCAAGAGAUCAAUCUGCAGUUUUGGAAGAGAGUUUCAGAGAGAAUGGUACUCUUAAUACUAUGCAGAAACAAGCCCUGGCAAAACGGCUGAAUCUUCGCCCCAGACAAGUUGAAGUCUGGUUCCAAAACAGGAGGGCAAGAAGCAAGCUCAAACAAACAGAAGUGGACUGUGAAUUCUUAAAAAAGUGCUACGAAUCAUUGACAGAGGAAAACAGAAGACUGCAGAAAGAAUUAGCACAACUAAGAUCAGUAAAAGCUGCAGCAGCAUCUCCAUUGUACAUGCAAUUGCCUAGGGCAGCUCUAAGCAUGUGUCCUUCCUGUCAAAGAGUUGUGACCUCUGAUAACACCAGGCCUUUUACUCCUUUGCCAAAAAAAGAAUUGUAUACCUCUUACACACAUUCUUCGGUGGCCUGCUGAACAUAUUCCUAUAUGUACAGUCAUUUCAUAUUAAUCUUACUCAUCUCCACUGAGGCCACCUCCAUGUUUAUUUAGGAGCUGCUGUGCACUCGUAUGAAUGUAAACAAACUAACUGGUACGUAGAUAUGUUAGUGGGAUUUCUCCCUUAUUCCAAAUGUACUCUACUCUGUACAAAAAUGUAGCCAAUAUAUAAUAUAACUGCUGACAUGCAGAUUAGAUCA